Messenger RNA from Beta vulgaris subsp. vulgaris (sugar beet), 3667 nucleotides. Its product is annotated as histidine kinase CKI1. The record is from RefSeq and is a predicted model, not a curated record. Gene Ontology annotation, molecular function: phosphorelay sensor kinase activity. Gene Ontology annotation, biological process: phosphorelay signal transduction system; phosphorylation. NCBI's taxonomy places the organism in Eukaryota, Viridiplantae, Streptophyta, Magnoliopsida, Caryophyllales, Amaranthaceae. The coding region runs from base 1 to 3447 and encodes 1148 amino acids. Gene Ontology annotation, cellular component: nucleus. The transcript has 9 exons.
AUGGGGGAAAUCGUCUCAGUAAUCGCCAUGAGGCCUGUGACUUUCUUCAUCCUCUUGACGUUUGCAGUGCUUUUGCUUCCUAGUGUUGUCAUCCCAAUAUGGUACCAUAUGAUGAAAAAGAUUGAGAAAAAUGUGGAAAUGGAAGCAAGUUAUGCACAUCAUGAACUCAUUACAAAAGUUCAAGAUGUAGCAAAACUAAUACUUCCCAUUAAUUCAUCAGCCAUCAAUCUUGCAAAUGUAUUGGACACUAAUAUCGGUGACAAAUUUUUAUUUUCCGAAGUUCAAAAUAAGGUGGCCCCGGUCUUAUUUGAUGCACAAUUAAUCAUGCCUCGUAUAACCCAAGCUUCAUAUAUUGGUUUGGAUGGCCUAUUCUUUUCAUACAUCAAAGUUGGUGAUCAAAUAAUUGCAACAUACUCUAACUCGACUUUUCCAAAUAAUCUUGAUCAUUACACUUGGUAUACUCAACUUGUGAAUUCUAACAACGGAAAAUUAUAUGGAGAAGCCAGGAUCACAAAAUCCUACAAUGUAGUAAGCGAGACAUGGUUUAAACAAGCAAUGGCUAGCCCAAGUGGUUAUGUUUCAUUAGGGUUUCAAUGGAGUACUAGUGAUGGAAAUGAAGGCUCGAGUUUAUUCUUAGACACCGCGAGACUAGGGGGAAAAGGAGCAAUUUCUCUAGGGUUUUCUAUUAUAGGCAUGACCGAUUUUUUAUCUAGUCUAAAUCUUUUGGGUGCAAGCUUGUACAUGGCAACUCUUGGUGAUGGCAAGGUACUAAUGGAAGGUAACAAAGAGGCCAACAUAAAGAUAGAUGGUGACAAAGCUUUGAUUCAAGGUAGUAGCACCAAAGGUUAUGUUGGUGAAGUUCCAUGUAAAACCAACAAUGAUGUUACAAAUGUUGAUGGUACAAUCUUGGAAAUUGGAGGAGCCAAUUUCAUUUUCUAUUGCUCAAUAAUAGAUAUAUCCACUAUGCCUUUGGCAUAUGUGUUGACUAUUCCAAACAAGGGACUAGUUAGCCAUGUUCAUAGUCACACAAAGUUGGCAUUGUUACUUCUAAUCCUAAUGAUGGUUGCAAUGGUGAUCUCCGUCUUUGCGUUUGUGGCCUUGAUCGUUCGGGCGGCGCGGCGGGAGGUGCACCUAUGUGCGGCGUACAUGCGAGAAAUGGAGAAAACUGCGCAAGCUGAGAGAAAGAGCAUGAAGCAAAGCUUAGCUUUUGCAAGUGCUAACCAUGAUGUUCGUGGCUAUUUAGCUUGCAUUAAGGGCUUAAUUGAUCUCUCUUCUAAUGAUAUUGCUCCUUCUGAUGAAAUUGCUUCUAACUUGAGAAAGAUUGGUACUUGUGCCGAGGACCUUUUAGCAUUAGUGAACUCCAUUCUAGAUUUUAGCAAGAUUGAAGCAGGCAAAAUGCAAUUGGAGGAUAAAGAAUUCAACUUAGCACAACUUCUUGAAGAUAUAGCUGAUUUACAUCACCCAGUUGCAAUGAAAAGAGGAGUAGAACUUAUAUUAGACCCUUAUGAUGGUUCUAUCUUAAAGUUCUCCCAAGUGAGAGGUGACCGUGGCAAGCUCAAGCAGAUACUAAGCAACUUGCUAAGCAAUGCUGUCAAGUUCACUUCAAAAGGGUACAUUUGUAUUAGAUGUAAUGCAAGGAAGCCGAGUUUGGAGAACUCGAUUAUUGCUUCAAACAAGAACAACCUCUUAAACAGGUUAUCGCGCUUCUUUCAUAAAAAUAAGCGCGCAUAUAAUGAUCUUGAAGAGAUGAAGACUAUCAAGCAAGAUCCUAGUUGCAUGGAGUUUGAGUUUGAAGUAGAAGAUACUGGUCCUGGGAUCCCUAGAGAUAAACGUCGUUCGAUUUUUGAGAACUUUGUUCAAGUUAAAGAAACCUCUGCUGGGCAUGUUGGUACUGGUUUGGGACUUGGCAUUGUCCAAUCUUUGGUUAGAUUGAUGGGGGGAGACAUAGAAAUUGUGGACAAAGCCAACUGUGAGAAUGGGACAUGCUUCAAAUUCAACAUCUUCUUAAUAGUACAAGAGGAGUUGUUAGAUAAUUCAAGGCAAGAAAUAACAGAGCAUACUAGGGACAUAAAUUCGAGCACGGGGCUAAGCACUUGUGUUCGUAGCCCACGAGGCGAAAGGUCUCUAGUGAUUCUCUUGAUCAAGAAUGAUGCACGAAGACAAAUGGUGUAUAGGUACAUGGAGAGCCUAGGAAUAAACUUGAAGGUGUUAAGCCAAUGUAAACAACUAUCUUGGACUUUAAAGAAGAUCAAAUCUAAGCUCAUUGAGCCUCAAUGUUAUAACAACUCUUCGUCUGGGAGGUCCGACUUAAGCCCACCUCGCGGAACCUACUUGAGUAGUAGCUCCGAUCAUUGUUGUCGAGGUGGGUCUAAAUCACUCCCCCUCAAUAUGAUGGAUGGAUCAGAUGUGGCUUUACCAGUGUACAAACGGUCUAGUAUUCGAGGACAAAUGAAGUGUAUACUACUUGUAUUAGACUGUAAUGCAGGGGAUGACUUUCUGAAACUUCAGAGAUCAGUAUCUGAGUUUAGGAAAGACCUUUACAUGACAUGUAUUAAGGUUGUUUGGCUCGAAAGACCGGACACUCGUAGGGCACACUUCCAAGGUCUACAAGAUGAGAGUCUUCCUUCGACUGAUCUAAUCAUAUCGGAGCCUCUUCAUGGGUCGCGUUUGGCAAGGAUCAUAAGGCUUCUUCCUGAGUUUGGGGGUGAUUCUGUAAGAUCCAACACUAGCAUGACAGUUUUACUAAGCAAUAACAGUACACAGUCAGAAACUGAAGAAGAAUUUGGGCAGUCUAGUGAUGGGGAGAUUAAGCCAUCAUCAACUAGGAAGAGAAACUUGAAUUUCAGUAGUAUUUGUAGUGAUGUUCAUGCUCAGGAGCAAGAAGUCCCUAGAGUUGUGAGGAGCUCAAGCAGUGAUAAGUCCACAUCGAUAACAAAGAUCACUCGAAAAGGAGAAAUAGAAGAGGUUUCGAGGAAUGCAGAGGUGAAGAAAUCUUCCUUAGAGGGGCUGAAAAUAUUGAUUGUUGAAGACCAUUUGUUACAAAGAAAACUGGCUGAAGCAUGUGUGAGUCGUUUAGGUGCUGAAACUCAGACAUGUGGAAAUGGCAAAGAAGCCCUUGAGGUGGUCUGCAAAGCUUUAAGUAAGCUACCAAGUGAAGGAAUUUCUAGGUUUCCAUAUGAUUGUAUAAUCAUGGAUUGUCAGUCUAACAAGAGACCAGCUGAUGAUUUUUUUUAUCCACAGAUGCCAGUAAUGAAUGGCUUCGAAGCAACAAUGAGAAUCCGCGAAGAGGAGAAGAAGUACGGCCUACACAUUCCGAUCAUUGCACUGACAGCACAUGAAGUAGACGGAGAAGAAAGCAAGAAAAUUGCUGAGGCUGGAAUGGAUCGCCAUAUGACAAAGCCACUUCAGACUGAGGAGCUCCUGAAACUGAAACAAAGUUUGUUCUAAAACUAAAGAGUUAGAUGUAACUUCUUUAAUUGGGAACUAUACACCAUUGAUACGAAGUUACGAACUAUUCAUGCUGUAACUUAUGUAUUAGUAGGUCUCAAGGAAAUUGUACUUGCAAUAAUGUGUACAUAUGGGUGAGCAACAGGUGGGUGAUAGCCUAGUAGUAUUGGUAUCACCUCCGAUCCCAGAGUUUCUGGGAUCGAGUCUCACCCCAUGCAAA